Molecule: messenger RNA, 2573 nt
Organism: Coffea arabica (coffee)
Lineage: Eukaryota; Viridiplantae; Streptophyta; Magnoliopsida; Gentianales; Rubiaceae
Source: RefSeq, a predicted model, not a curated record
UUCGUCGUCCUCUCACGUGCCCGGCAUGUGGAUUGGAAGUAUCAUGUUGUUCGCGCAUCGCGCGUCAGCUUCCCAUCUGGUUUCGCCAGCCAGUGUCCCAUGUGACCGUCCGUCCUUCUUUCUAUGCGUCUGCUGCAUUUGCUUUCUUCCCGCUCCCUUCUCUCUCCAACUGCAUUUACUUCUCCCCACAAUGUUGCUCUGCCACUUACCCGCAUGCUCUGGAGCCUGCUGCAACAUUUUGUUGAGCUCUGGUAUUCGGUUCUCCCAAGCCCAUAGCCUUCUUACCGGCCAAGGAGCUGCCACCUUCGCUGUCGGCUGCAUCGGUACAGAUCUUGUGCCGUUCGUUGGCCUCUCCUCCUCUUUUGUUGUAAGCUCUCUUCUUUGUCUUUUAUUUUCCUUUCCAGUGAGGUCCGAUCCUCUCUUCAAGUUUCCUCUGUUCAUUUUUUUUCCCUGGCAUUCCUAUUUUUUUCCCUUGUCCGGUGACGUGCAGCUUUCUGUUUUUUUGCUCGGUCACUGUCUUCUUUCCGCCCAAGGAGAUGCCAUCUUCGCUGUUGGUUGCAGCUGUCCGGAUCUUCUUCCAUUCGUUUGGAUCUCUUCCUCUUCCUUCGUUGUAAUCUGUCCAGUCAGCUUCAGUCCUUGCUACAAGUUUCCUUCUUUCUUCUUUUUUUUUUUUUGCCUGGAAUUCGUAUGUUUUGACGCCAUCAUCGCCGACCUUCAGUCCCAGCUUCAGUCCCUCGAUGCCUCCCUUUCCAACGCUUCCGACAAACUCACCCUUGCUGACCAAGAAAAGGACCCAGGCAGACAUAAAAAACUAGAGACACCAAAAGUUGUUACACCUAGAGCUGUUACUAAGGGAACAAAGGGACAAGUUCAUACAAAUUCAUCUAAUAUAGGUGAUCUGUUUUCAGAAGGAUCUCUGAAUCCUUAUGCAGAUGAUCCCUAUGCAUUUGAUUAGAGUAUGAAGUGUUUGGGUCGACUGUGAAGAAGCCAGUGCAAAAAAAAAAAAAGGAUUUGUCUACAAAAAAGGUUGCUUCUACCCACUGAUUAUUCUAUAAGAUUUAUUGCAUGCAUUGUUUUCUAUGUCCUGAGCUACAUUAGACGAGGAAACUUUUUUAAACGUUUAGCUUGUUCAAUAUUGAUUAGGUAUAAUGCUAUGAGAUCAUUUUGGUAAAUCUGCAGUCUGGCAUGAAUACUAAAUGUUCAGUUGUUCUUGAUACUGCUAAGGAGCUGUUUCUCUUAGUUAAGUUGUUUGUAGUAUCAAAUCACUGCUGCAUCUGGAUUUUGGCAGGAACUGUAUCAUGCAAUAGAAGGCUUUGCAAAUGGAGGAUGAAACUUUUUAAUUCUAGACAUUUUAGCACACAAAAAAUGUACAUUGCAACUGUAAUAAUGUUCCUUCAUUGAUAAACAAGAAUUAAAUGUUUGCAUGUGUCUGAAAUGCGAAAUUGCCUGUUUUCGUGGCUCCAAAACUCUUAUCUGGAAGUUUGAUUGCUAUAAUAACACAGAGCUCUUGUUAAAGAUGUAUGGCCAAUAUUGCAUUCCCCUCUGCAUCUUGAUUUUUUGUGAAAAGAAAUUAUGUUGAUUUUUCGUGUCACUUUUGUUUGUGCCUCCAAUCUUUUACCCCAACGGUAUCGUGCCACGUGAGAAAACUAAAAUCAAUUGAGGGUGUCUUGUCAACAUAUAAGACUAUUUGUAUACCUUGGUUGAGGUCAGGGAAUGUAUGAUUUCCCUAGGUGCAUCGUGGAUUUGUUAUUAGUUAUUAGUUUUUAAAAACUCUAUGUAUUCCUUGGUUUCCUUUUUUUUGGUGGUUAAUGUUAUUUUUGUUAUAGAGCAUGGAUCUGGCUCACUUUUCAUGAUGAUACUGGGUGUGUAAAUGUUAUUGCAUUAGGUGUCGAAGCUAAGAAGCUGAUUGGUGUUAGCGCGCUUGACAUGUUUGAGGCUGCUGACGAUGAGGUUAUGUGUUGCUCUAUUCUCAUGCAUAGAUACCUGAACUUGGAGAUUGUUCAACUAUGUAGCCAGACCUUUAAGUUGUACCAUCGUGUGGCUUGUCGAAUUGAACUGACCAGGCUCCUAUGCUAUUUUAAGCGUUCAUCCGAUGUGAUCAACAAAGUGACAUGCACUAAAUACGCUGUUGUUGCUUGCUACCCAGUUUAGAGAGGUUGUUUUUGGAUGCUUAUUUCUUGUGCUAUCUUGUCAGCUCGUGAACUUCUUUGAGCUUGUAGUGGCGUCGGUAUUAGUUUUGAGGCUUAUAUGCUAUUGAUACUAAUAGCAUUUAGUGGUUCUGUUCUUUUUAAAAAAUUUUCUUUGGGAUGCUUUGUUAUGCUGCCAGCUCAGAGCCUUUCUUCUUGGGCUGAGUUCUUAGGCAGCAGUAGUAUUUGGAAUAGUGAUAUGUAGACUAUAGACCACAUGUUUGUUACUUAGACGAUUCAUUCACUGGACAAUUACUAAACUUUGUUUUGUUUCUGCGUUUCUAAAGCCUAGAUCUUUGUAUAGUUCUUUAGCCUUUGGAGUUUUAAGCAACAAACAUUCCUUCUGUCCUAGCUGUUACUUUUGUUAUUCCAACUUAUUACAUCUAA